Molecule: messenger RNA, 2083 nt
Organism: Cherax quadricarinatus
Lineage: Eukaryota; Metazoa; Arthropoda; Malacostraca; Decapoda; Parastacidae
Source: RefSeq, a predicted model, not a curated record
CUACAUUGGGAUUCGAGUCAUGCGAUCGAGUGGUUCACUGACUGUAACACCGUCGAGCUUCCAGUUCUGUCCCAGCUCUUGCAGGAGGUUCUCGCUCUACUCCGCUGUUCUGAUUUAGUGACAUGCAGCAUUUUCCAAGUAUUUAGCUAGUGUUAAUCAAAGCUGAAUCAUUAUGAGAGAGUUGGUGAGGUUGCUUCGUGUUUGGGGUCUUCUCCUGAUGAUUUGUUCGGACUUUUCUCACUCUGGUGCGUCGUUCCCUGAUUAUGGUUGCUGCUACAAUGGUAUGGUAUUUAAGUGGGGAAGUGUAGUUGAAGAGUUGCCAGAGAUGUGUAUGCAGCUAAUGUGUGCCGCCGUGCAUGCAUCUCCAGGGAAUGACCUUACUGCAGCAAUUGUUCCUGUUAAGCUACAAUCGCACUUCUGCAAAGGAUUUGCCUCGUGUGGAGAUUGCCUAAACUACUACUGCGUUGAUGACACUGGUCUGGUGCAAGCUGAAGGUGCCAUGUGGUCUCCUGAUGAGUGUCACACGUGUGUGUGUAAUGGCAGUGAAGUGUCUUGCUCGAAGACUCCAGAGUCUUGUCCUCUCCCACCCAAUAAGUUUUGUGUAGAGAAUCCAGGACGUUGCUGUCCUCAGUGGAACUGUUCCUUUGGGUGCAUUGACGAUGCUGGAGAGCAUCACGAGCUGGGAAGUUCUUGGCAUUCUACUCCCUGUACAUACCACACGUGUACACAGAAUGGGAUGAUAACUCUGAUAGAAGACUGUUUCUUGCCCCCUCCAGUGCACCAUAGUUGUACUGAAAUUACACAGGAGAAUGAAUGUUGUCCACGGUGGCACUGCAGUGGCUGUACCGAUGCUGCUGGCAAUUACCACGAACUUUGCCACGAGUGGACAGACUCUGAUCCCUGCCUUGUCUUCACCUGCACUCCACAUGGUAUAUCUGAGAAACUUUUGGUCUGUGAGAAACAAGACCAACCUCAUGCUGGAUGUUACAACUACACUUCCCCAGGAGAAUGUUGUCCUAAAUGGAAUUGCAGUGGUUGUGUCGAUCAGUCUGGUUAUCAUCCAUUUCUAAGUAAGUGGACGUCUGACUUCUGUACUACACAUUCUUGUACAUGGAAUGGAAUACAGACUACAAGAGAAGACUGUGAGUUGGAACCUGCACCACAUCACACCUGCCUCCAAUACACCCCACCUCAACAAUGUUGUCCUCAGUGGAAGUGCAGGGGGUGUUUUGAUAAAUCUGGAGACUUGCAUGAAAUUGGCCAUACCUGGAGCACGGAAGAUCCUUGUUUACUACUCAAAUGUACCGAUGAGGGAAUAACCUUCGAACGAGUACUGUGUACAGAUCUUCGUCCCCAUCCUACAUGUACUGAAUACAUACCAGUAGGAGAGUGCUGCAGGAAAUGGAAUUGCAGUUCGUGUGUCGAUAAUGGCAAGUCUCGACGGUUAUAUGAAUUCUGGAAGAGCGACUCUUGCACAACUAACUUUUGCACGAAGAAUGGGACGCAGACUAUUAGAGAAACUUGCAAGAAGACCGAUGCGCCUCAUCCCAGCUGUCAGAAAAUUCUCCCAGAAGGAGAAUGUUGUCCCGACUGGCGCUGUAGGGGCUGCUUUGAUGUCAGUGGAAAUUAUCAUGAAAUAGACGAUGAAUGGAGCAUGAAAGACCCAUGUUUAAUGUUCCUGUGUUCUGAUGAAGGGAUAAUAAUGAAACGCUUAAAAUGCACACGUACUCCGUCGCUUUAUCCUCAUUGUUAUGAAUAUAAAGCCCAGGGAGAGUGCUGCCCAAGGUGGAACUGCAGUGGCUGCAUAGACGACACUGGUGAACAUCCAUUGUAUGAUACGUGGAAGACAGACUCGUGCACAACACACGUUUGCACAAGGGAUGGUGUUCAGGUACUGAAGGAGACUUGCACUCUUGGUCCUGCACCUCAUCCUAGUUGCCUAAGGGAAACUCCCGAAGACUCGUGCUGUGCUGAAUGGAAAUGCAGCUGCAAUAGUUUAACUACCCAAACUCUUAAGGAAAAAAAAAGAACUACUAGGUACAAGUUCAACAAUAUAAAGCCCAACUACGGUAAAGAUAAAUAA